AUGUGCCGAGGCAGCGAGGCAGCGGAGAGCCCCAACGCCACCGCCUCCCCAACGCCACCGCCUCCCCAACGCCACCGCCUCCCCAACGCCACCGCCUCCCCAACGCCACCGCCCCCAACCCACCGCCUCCCCAACGCCACCGCCUCCCCAACGCCACCGCCUCCCCAACGCCACCGCCUCCCCAACGCCACCGCCUCCCCAACGCCACCGCCUCCCCAACGCCACCGCCUCCCCAACGCCACCGCCUCCCCAACGCCACCGCCUCCCCAACGCCACCGCCUCCCCAACGCCACCGCCUCCCCAACGCCACCGCCUCCCCAACGCCACCGCCUCCCCAACGCCACCGCCUCCCCAACGCCACCGCCUCCCCAACGCCACCGCCUCCCCAACGCCACCGCCUCCCCAACGCCACCGCCUCCACAACGCCACCGCCUCCACAACGCCACCGCCUCCCCAACGCCACCGCCUCCCCAACGCCACCGCCUCCCCAACGCCACCGCCUCCCCAACGCCACCGCCUCCCCAACGCCACCGCCUCCACAACGCCACCGCCUCCACAACGCCACCGCCUCCCCAACGCCACCGCCUCCACAACGCCACCGCCUCCCCAACGCCACCGCCUCCCCAACACCACCGCCUCCCCAACGCCACCGCCUCCACAACGCCACCGCCUCCACAACGCCACCGCCUCCCCAACGCCACCGCCUCCCCAACGCCACCGCCUCCCCAACGCCACCGCCUCCACAACGCCACCGCCUCCACAACGCCACCGCCUCCACAACGCCACCGCCUCCCCAACGCCACCGCCUCCCCAACGCCACCGCCUCCCCAACGCCACCGCCUCCCCAACGCCACCGCCUCCCCAACGCCACCGCCUCCACAACGCCACCGCCUCCACAACGCCACCGCCUCCCCAACGCCACCGCCUCCCCAACGCCACCGCCUCCCCAACGCCACCGCCUCCCCAACGCCACCGCCUCCACAACGCCACCGCCUCCCCAACGCCACCGCCUCCCCAACGCCACCGCCUCCCCAACGCCACCGCCUCCCCAACGCCACCGCCUCCCCAACGCCACCGCCUCCCCAACGCCACCGCCUCCCCAACGCCACCGCCUCCCCAACGCCACCGCCUCCCCAACGCCACCGCCUCCCCAACGCCACCGCCUCCCCAACGCCACCGCCUCCACAACGCCACCGCCUCCACAACGCCACCGCCUCCCCAACGCCACCGCCUCCACAACGCCACCGCCUCCCCAACGCCACCGCCUCCCCAACACCACCGCCUCCCCAACGCCACCGCCUCCACAACGCCACCGCCUCCCACAACGCCACCGCCUCCCCAACGCCACCGCCUCCCCAACGCCACCGCCUCCCCAACGCCACCGCCUCCACAACGCCACCGCCUCCACAACGCCACCGCCUCCACAACGCCACCGCCUCCCCAACGCCACCGCCUCCCCAACGCCACCGCCUCCCCAACGCCACCGCCUCCCCAACGCCACCGCCUCCCCAACGCCACCGCCUCCACAACGCCACCGCCUCCACAAACCGCCAACGCCACCGCCUCCCCAACGCCACCGCCUCCCCAACGCCACCGCCUCCCCAACGCCACCGCCUCCCCAACGCCACCGCCUCCACAACGCCACCGCACGCCUCCCCAACGCCACCGCCUCCCCAACGCCACCGCCUCCCCAACGCCACCGCCUCCCCAACGCCACCGCCUCCACAACGCCACCGCCUCCACAACGCCACCGCCUCCCCAACGCCACCGCCUCCCCAACACCACCGCCUCCCCAACGCCACCGCCUCCACAACGCCACCGCCUCCACAACGCCACCGCCUCCCCAACGCCACCGCCUCCCCAACGCCACCGCCUCCCCAACGCCACCGCCUCCACAACGCCACCGCCUCCACAACGCCACCGCCUCCACAACGCCACCGCCUCCCCAACGCCACCGCCUCCCCAACGCCACCGCCUCCACAACGCCACCGCCUCCCCAACGCCACCGCCUCCCCAACGCCACCGCCUCCACAACGCCACCGCCUCCCCAACGCCACCGCCUCCCCAACGCCACCGCCUCCCCAACGCCACCGCCUCCCCAACGCCACCGCCUCCACAACGCCACCGCCUCCACAACGCCACCGCCUCCCCAACGCCACCGCCUCCCCAACGCCACCGCCUCCCCAACGCCACCGCCUCCCCAACGCCACCGCCUCCCCAACGCCACCGCCUCCCCAACGCCACCGCCUCCCCAACGCCACCGCCUCCCCAACGCCACCGCCUCCACAACGCCACCGCCUCCACAACGCCACCGCCUCCCCAACGCCACCGCCUCCACAACGCCACCGCCUCCCCAACGCCACCGCCUCCCCAACACCACCGCCUCCCCAACGCCACCGCCUCCACAACGCCACCGCCUCCACAACGCCACCGCCUCCCCAACGCCACCGCCUCCCCAACGCCACCGCCUCCCCAACGCCACCGCCUCCACAACGCCACCGCCUCCACAACGCCACCGCCUCCACAACGCCACCGCCUCCCCAACGCCACCGCCUCCCCAACGCCACCGCCUCCCCAACGCCACCGCCUCCCCAACGCCACCGCCUCCCCAACGCCACCGCCUCCACAACGCCACCGCCUCCACAACGCCACCGCCUCCCCAACGCCACCGCCUCCCCAACGCCACCGCCUCCCCAACGCCACCGCCUCCCCAACGCCACCGCCUCCACAACGCCACCGCCUCCCCAACGCCACCGCCUCCCCAACGCCACCGCCUCCCCAACGCCACCGCCUCCCCAACGCCACCGCCUCCACAACGCCACCGCCUCCACAACGCCACCGCCUCCCCAACGCCACCGCCUCCCCAACACCACCGCCUCCCCAACGCCACCGCCUCCACAACGCCACCGCCUCCACAACGCCACCGCCUCCCCAACGCCACCGCCUCCCCAACGCCACCGCCUCCCCAACGCCACCGCCUCCACAACGCCACCGCCUCCACAACGCCACCGCCUCCACAACGCCACCGCCUCCCCAAGCCACCGCCUCCCCAACGCCACCGCCUCCCCAACGCCACCGCCUCCCCAACGCCACCGCCUCCCCAACGCCACCGCCUCCACAACGCCACCGCCUCCACAACGCCACCGCCUCCCCAACGCCACCGCCUCCCCAACGCCACCGCCUCCCCAACGCCACCGCCUCCCCAACGCCACCGCCUCCCCAACGCCACCGCCUCCCCAACGCCACCGCCUCCCAACGCCACCGCCUCCACAACGCCACCGCCUCCACAACGCCACCGCCUCCACAACGCCACCGCGGCCGGUUCAAGACGGUUAG
Molecule: messenger RNA, 3336 nt
Organism: Knipowitschia caucasica
Lineage: Eukaryota; Metazoa; Chordata; Actinopteri; Gobiiformes; Gobiidae
Source: the annotation of a GenBank genome assembly